Aspergillus glaucus CBS 516.65 is the source of this 1077-nucleotide messenger RNA. RefSeq lists its product as uncharacterized. Bases 171 to 965 code for a protein of 264 amino acids. Gene Ontology annotation, cellular component: mannosyltransferase complex; endoplasmic reticulum membrane. Gene Ontology annotation, molecular function: mannosyltransferase activity. Gene Ontology annotation, biological process: GPI anchor biosynthetic process. The transcript has 2 exons. The record is from RefSeq and is a predicted model, not a curated record. Lineage: Eukaryota; Fungi; Ascomycota; Eurotiomycetes; Eurotiales; Aspergillaceae.
CAAUUGUGUGUAUAUACUACGCAGGACAUGAACUGGUCCAUGGGAAUGUGUCUGACCCUGCAGUGCACCAUGAUCUGAGAUACAUCUCACCUCAAUCACCAUCGUCAUUCUUCUGCUAACCAGUACGGACAGACCACGACAUAGACUGUUCAACAACACCUCAGAACACCAUGCUCCAAUCCCUCCUCACCCUCACCAUCCUCACCCUCCUCACCCUCCUCCUACAAACCGCCCACGCCAACGUCGAAAAAACCAUCUUCCUCGCCCCAACCCCCAACCCCCUCUCCUCCUCCUCCAAUAUAGCCCCCGACCUCUCCGACCUAGGCCUAGACCUGCUCUCCCCCGAAAACACCAUCCUGCGAACAAAGCUCAACGCCUCGUUUCCUUCCACCGCGAAACCCGAUGGAACGGAAUCAUGGUUUCUGCUCGAGGGGCUGAAUCCGGGACAGAGGUAUGAAGUGCGGGUUUGUUGGUUGGCUACCCAACCAACAUCAUUCACACUAUCAACAUACCCCCUCGACGCGAUAAUCGACGACCCAUCGCUCCUCGCGUCAAUUAGCCACUAUUCCUCCGCGCGCCUCGCCUCCGUCGACGUGAAUAAUCCCAAGGAAAUCGUCCCGCAGGUUCCGAAUUCGCAUCAUGCGCCUAGACAUCUUUCGCGUCGUACCCAAUCGCGCGAUUCUGACUCCGUGCUAUUUCUACGUAUCCAUGCCGCGGCGGAUUACUUUACGAUUGAGCAGAGGUUGAUGGAGAAUGUUCCGCCGGUCAUUGCGGAUGUCAUUUUGGAUCCGUUUUUGGGGAAUGCAUUCCCCAAGUCUCUUGUGCCGACGGCGUGUUGGGGGUUGAUUGUUGGGGUUGCUGCUGUAGGGGUUGCGAGGUGGAUUGUUAAGGAGUUUGGAAGAGUUGUUCUACAGGGCGUUGGAAGUGGGAGUACUGCUGGCAGUGCUGAGAAAAAGGGUCAGUAAUUCUAUAUUACUAGUAAUAUUUCUGGACUAUGCAAUAUAUAAACAAAUAAUAGAGCAAAGAUUUAGACCAGCUAUAUUUGACAUAAAAUAAAACAGCAAAACUUGAACAGGG